AUAAAUACUUUAGUCGUAGAACUGAGCGGAACGAAUAUAUUAAUAAUUGUAAAAAAACAGUCACUCCGAUACAUUUUCGCACGCAUUAUUCUCAUUCUCUCAUUCGGUGCUUCAAGUUUGAAAGUGAAUUUCACCAUUUCCAUUUUGUUAUUUAAUAUUAAGGAAAAACAACAGAUAGUUGAGCUUGUCAACGAGCGAACAUGGGUGAAGGAACACAAUGUGGACUUCCAAAUGAAUUUUGUUUCAUGGAUUUAAAGAAAGGUGCAAAAGUUAUUGGAUUCUUAUGCUUACUCCUAUCUAUUGUAUCCAGCGUCCUGCUCCUUUUCUACUUGUUCGCUGAUGCUGAUGAAAUUACAAAGGAAAUAGCCGGCAAUGAUAUGCAUACAAAGGAGAAAUUGGAUCCACACACAUCCUCCACGCGAACAGUCGCAGGUUUAUUAUUAGCAUUAAGCAUUUUUUAUGGAAUCGCAUCGAUUUUCUUGAUUAAAGGAUCACUGGAUAAAACAAAGAAAUAUAUGGUGCCGUUCCUGGCUAUUACACUUGUUGCUUUAAUCUCGUGUAUAAUUAUAUCAGUCACACAGUAUGAGAAAGGAAACUUCUACCUCAUGCUGACUAUAUGUGUCGUCCUGAUUUACUUCUUCUUAUGUAUUUAUUCACUUUACAAACGUUUAUCUGUUGACUAUUAAUUAGAAUCUCACAUAUUAUAAUUAAAUCGGA
This is a messenger RNA of Chironomus riparius, 717 nucleotides long. NCBI's taxonomy places the organism in Eukaryota, Metazoa, Arthropoda, Insecta, Diptera, Chironomidae. The record is from the annotation of a GenBank genome assembly.